GGAGUACAAGACUGAACUAACUGAAUUCAAAAGAUAACAAUAAAAAUGAAAAAUGUCGAUCUUGCAAAAUCUACAAAGAUUGAACAUUGCGACAAGGAUACAACUCUUUGACAUCUUGUAUGAAAAGGAGGCUUUAGGACGUUCAGAUCGUAAGAAAUAUCUUUACAAUUACCUGGAGGACACUACAAAAUCGAAGGUGAUGAACAUGUCAUUCCAAAAUUCAAGAUCUCAUUUGUUGAGUUCUAGAAAAGUAUGAAUAAAAUGGUUUUUCAGUACUUGUACUUAAUAAUUUUAUAUGAUCGGAUGAUCGUGACGC
Messenger RNA from Acanthoscelides obtectus, 316 nucleotides. Lineage: Eukaryota; Metazoa; Arthropoda; Insecta; Coleoptera; Chrysomelidae. The record is from the annotation of a GenBank genome assembly.